UUUCACUGUCUCGCCCUGACGAAUAGCGGUGAGAUCUACGCAUGGGGGAUGAACAACUACGGGCAGCUAGGCAUUGGUCAGGGUCCUGAGAAGGUUUCCAAGCCCAUGCUCGUGGAAGCUCUGAGUGGGAUACCAAUUGCAUUUAUCUGCUGUGGAGCACAUCACAGCUUCGCCCUGUCCACGUCUGGAGCUAUUUUUGCGUGGGGAAAGAACAAUUUCGGGCAAUUGGGGCUGAAUAAUGAGACCCACCACUACUAUCCGCAACAAAUUCGCGGCUUACGGAGUCUCGGGGUGCGGCACAUUGCGUGUGGGGAUGAUUUCUCGGUGUUCCUCACGGCAGAUGGGCGGGUGUUUACGUGUGGCCUUGGGUCGUACGGGCAACUAGGUCAUGGGGGCAAUAACAAUGAGAUUACACCGAGAAUGGUGCUGGAAUUGGCCGGCAGUACAAUCACCCAAGUGUCCUGCGGGAGGAAGCACACGCUGGCUUUCGUACCGUCCAGAGGGCGUGUCUACGGCUUCGGGCUGGGGCAUUCUGGCCAAUUGGGCAUGUCGAAACCCAGAAAUGUUUCCAUUCCGCAAGUUGUUAACGGACCCUGGAUUUCAUCAGGGCCGGGAAUUAGGGAUGGCGAUGAAGGAGAUAUCGAUGGGCCUGGCAUGAAGAUUAGGCGAAUUUUUUCCGGCGGAGAUCAUUGCUUUGUUUCCGCAGUGGAGAAAUCCAGCAAUAUUUCAUCUUAUGAUUGUCGCAUUUAUGACGAAAAGACUCAAAUUUGCCAGCUUUCACUGGAGAUGGCGAGCUCUUUUAGUGAUUUAUCAAAAGACAGCAAUGUUGAUUUGGACGUGAUAUCAAUUCUGGAGGUGAUAUUCAAGAAUCAAUCAUGCCUUAAUGGUUCAUUUCUCAAGGAAAUGGAUGAGCACAGACCGUGCACAUCGAAGAAUCACGGUGUUGACAUUGCAAUAGCCGAGAGUGCUUUUGAGUACAUCCGGAAGAUUGAGAAUGAAACCAUAAAGGAUUUAAUUUGGGAGUCAAUUACAACGGAUCUAAUACAGAGUCUCAAGGCGAAACCGCCGGAUGUUGAGACACUCCGUAUUUACCUCAUUCUACCGCUCUACCAUGAAUUUAUUAAUUCAAAAAAUUACCCCAAACUCCACACACCCUUUUGCCAAGCUGUUCUCCGACUUACCGAAUACCCAUCGCGAAUUGUUCAUCGAUGGUGGGCUGAGCAGUCCGUGGAGUACUUUGAGCGACUCAUUGAGUGCUUCAAAGGUGUCGUGACGUACAUUGUGAACUUUCAGUAUCGCCAAGAGGAUGGCGCACGCCUUUUUAUUGGCUACGAAAAGAAUCUACAUAUGGCGCUGAAUCUUAUGCUCAAUCUCUUUGUGGCAAAUCACAAAUAUCGCACCGUGAAGGUGUCCUGCGAUGCAUUCUACAUCAAUGAUCUGCACGAAACGGUUGAUAUUCAAAAGGACUACGUGUCAUGGCUGCAGGAUAAGGAUUCAUCACUCUUCCAUCUCUGUUGUUAUCCAUUUAUCUUCGAUGUGGCUGCCAAGACUCUCUUGUUACAGACAGAUCAACGCAUUCAGAUGCACAAUGCAAUGCAGAGCGCCACAGCUGAGGGACUCCUGCAGAUGGUGGUUGGUGGUUCUCAAAUGCUAAAUCCCUUCCUUGCGCUCAAUGUGAGUCGUGAAAAUCUCGUACAGGACACAAUAAAUGAGCUGCAGAAGUACAGUGCGAAUGAGUACAAAAGGCCACUCAGGAUUAAAUUUCACGGCGAAGAGGCCGAAGAUGCGGGUGGGGUGAAGAAGGAAUUCUUCAUGCUACUCCUCAAGGAGAUACUCGAUCCGAAAUUCGGGAUGUUCAAGGAGUACGAGGAAUCGCGGUAUAUUUGGUUCUCAAAUACCUCCUUUGAAGGUGCUGGGAUGUACACGCUGAUUGGGAUCCUGUGUGGCUUGGCUAUUUACAAUUUUACAAUCAUUGACUUACCUUUCCCGUUGGCGCUGUACAAGAAAAUCCUGCAGGAAGCUGUGGAUUUGUCGGAUUUGAAGGAACUCUCCCCAACAGUUGGGGCAUCAAUGGAGGAAAUACUCGCAUAUGAGGGUGAUGACCUCGAGCAGGUGUUCUGUGUGACAUUCUCAAUCACCGAAGAGGUCUUUGGGGAACGCCGAACGGUGGAUUUGAAGCCAAAUGGAAGGAAUAUUGGGGUGACGCAGGAGAAUAAGGAGGAAUUUGUCAAUCUCUACAUUGACUAUGUCUUCAAUAGGAGCUGCAAGACACACUUUGAGGGAUUCGAUAUGGGUUUUCAGAAAGUCUGUGGUGGACGCAUAAUGCAUCUCUUCACAUCACGCGAGCUGAUGGCCAUGGUGGUGGGGAAUGAGAAUUACGAUUGGUUUGCACUGCAGGAGACGGCAGAAUACAGGAAUGGCUACUCGUCGAGCGAUCAGACAGUUCAGUGGUUCUGGGAAGUUUUUCACGAGCUCAGUCUCAAGGACAAGAAGAAUUUCCUUCUCUAUCUCACGGGAUCUAGUCGAAUACCCAUUCAGGGCAUGAAAGCCAUUAAGAUCUACAUUCAACCAACACCUGAUGAUCGUUUCCUCCCUGUUGCCCACACGUGCUUCAAUUUGUUAGACCUCCCGCGCUAUAGGACGAAGGAAAAAUUGAAAUAUAAACUCCUGCAGGCUAUUCAGCAAACCCAGGGCUUCAGCUUGGUCUAGAGGGGGCAUUCCUACACACAACACUUUAUAUCGAAGGGGCUUCUUCGAAAGUUCCUCGAUAGAGAGUUUUUACAUAAAUCACUUCCGGAUCAUUUCGUUAUUGUAUUUAAAAAAAAAAAAACAAGAAGUGGGACAAAUAAUGUUCAUGGAUCAAAUUAAAGAAAUAUUUUUCUCAAAA
Lutzomyia longipalpis is the source of this 2887-nucleotide messenger RNA. RefSeq names its product probable E3 ubiquitin-protein ligase HERC4. The record is from RefSeq and is a predicted model, not a curated record. The annotation marks the transcript as partial. Gene Ontology annotation, molecular function: ubiquitin protein ligase activity. Gene Ontology annotation, biological process: protein ubiquitination; ubiquitin-dependent protein catabolic process. The transcript is spliced from 4 exons. NCBI's taxonomy places the organism in Eukaryota, Metazoa, Arthropoda, Insecta, Diptera, Psychodidae.